AUGAAUUCAACUCCAUCCGUAACGCCUUCAUCAUCUGAGAAAUCAAGUGUAUUAUCUUCAAAUUUAACCCAAUCUUCAAUAACCUCAUAUACCUCUGUUUCUAACUUCGAGCUCACCUCAGAUGAAUUUAGUGAUAUCAGUGAUAUCACUGAUAUCGACGAUAGUGAAGAAAUAGACGAAAUCGAUGCAGAUCUAUCAUGCCCAGAAUGUUCGCGACCCAGAACAAACGAUCGAUGGUGUAAUUUCUGCGAAUCUCAAAAAUUUUCAAAUAAUUUUAUUAAUUGGACAAGCGGAAAUUCAUAUUUAGACAAAAUCAUAAGAGAUACUCAAUUUAUUGCCACAAGUAAAUAUGAUUAUUUGGUUUGGAUUGAUUAUAGUGAGUUUGAAGAUAUAGAAUUUUUGGCGAAAGGUGGAUAUGGUGAAGUUUAUUAUGGAAUUUGGAUUUAUGGACCAAAUAAAGUUCUAAUUUAUGAAGAAGAAAAAUGCAAAUGGAAAAAAGAAGCUAAAACACCAGUGGCUUUGAAACGUUUACAUAACUCUGAAAAUGUUACUGCAGAUUUUAUAGAUGAA
Molecule: messenger RNA, 570 nt
Organism: Racocetra persica
Lineage: Eukaryota; Fungi; Glomeromycota; Glomeromycetes; Diversisporales; Gigasporaceae
Source: the annotation of a GenBank genome assembly